Molecule: messenger RNA, 1158 nt
Organism: Penicillium canescens
Lineage: Eukaryota; Fungi; Ascomycota; Eurotiomycetes; Eurotiales; Aspergillaceae
Product: serine hydrolase domain-containing protein
Exons: 1
Coding region: 1-1158 (385 amino acids)
Source: RefSeq, a predicted model, not a curated record
AUGGCUGACACAUACGGUUCCUGUGACCCGGCAUUCAACCGCGUCCGCGAUCUUCUCCAAGAAAGACUUGUCACAGGAGACGAAGUCGGUGCCUCAAUCUGUGUCAACAUUGACGGAGAGAACAUCCUCGAUAUUUGGGGCGGCCAUACCGACGCCGCUAAGUCCCGCCCAUGGGAAAAAGACACCUUGACCGUCGUCUGGUCAUGUAGCAAAGUAGUCACUGCCCUGGCAGCUCUGACCCUCGUUGACCGCGGCCUGCUGGAUGUGGAAGAGAGAGUGUCAAAGUACUGGCCGGAGUUCGCCGCGAACGGCAAGGAAGACAUCAGAGUGUGGCACAUCCUCAGCCACUGCUCUGGCCUUCCCCAAUGGGACAAACCAAUCACCAUGGAGUUUAUGUACGACACGGAAGCUUCGACUGCCGCGCUCGCACAGCAAGCUCCUUGGUUCAAGGCCGGUGAGGUGUCGGCCUACCAACUGGUGAACCAUGGACAUUUGAUCGGUGAAUUGGUGCGGCGUGUGAGCGGUAAGCCGUUGAAGCAGUUUAUUGCCGAUGAGAUUGCUGGUCCGUUGGGCGCGGACUUCAGACUCGGUGUGCCGGAAGAAGACUGGCCGCGUACUGCGGAUAUAAUUGCUCCUCCUGUGAUUAUGCCAGAGGGCCUCGACCCGCAAAGCGUUUUGGCCAGAGCGUUCAUCAAUCUUACCCCGAAGGCCGAAGACUCUAUGACCCCGGGCUUCAGGGGUACUGAGGCUGGCGGCGUGAAUGGGUUUGGAAAUGCGCGUUCGCUCGCUCGGAUUGGCUCAAUUGUGUCUUUGAAAGGAACAGUCGACGGGAAGCAGUAUCUUGCGCCUAAGACUAUUGACCAGAUGAUCCAGGAACGAAUUCGUGGUAUCGAUCUGGUGUUGUACCUGAACCUCAGAAUCGGUCUUGGAGUCGGCCUUCCGGUGCCGGAGAGCGUCACCUUCAUCCCCGAAGGAAAUAUCUGCUUCUGGGGAGGUUGGGGGGGAUCUUUCCUGGUCAUGGAUCUAGAUCGCCGGAUGACCAUCGCCUAUGCCAUGAAUAAAAUGGGGCCAGGCAUUUUGGGCAACGAGAACUGCAAGGCUUACAUCGACGCGAUUUAUGAAAUCAUGGCAACCAGGGAGCCUUCUGCAUCCUUGUGA